Messenger RNA from Dufourea novaeangliae, 2478 nucleotides. RefSeq names its product protein AF-9-like (gene ear). The record is from RefSeq and is a predicted model, not a curated record. Gene Ontology annotation, biological process: regulation of DNA-templated transcription. Gene Ontology annotation, cellular component: super elongation complex. Lineage: Eukaryota; Metazoa; Arthropoda; Insecta; Hymenoptera; Halictidae.
UGCACCAGAAUCUUAAGAGUACGAAAAUUAGGAGAGAAGUUCUGUCAUUGCUUGUACAUCUAGCAUAAGUCGCUGGACGAUGGUUUUCAACGUCAAAAAUGCUUUGUGAUGGACAUGAUAGUUAAGGAUUCACCAGUGCUUUCAUUCACGUCCACAGAGAUAAAUAAAAAUGUAAUGUAAAUCUCUCUGUUUACCCGCGGCAAUUAACUCCUUCUAUUUUCUUUGGAGAAGAACACUUGAAAAAUUUUAUAUCAGAGAAUGGCAAUUCGUAUUACGUUAGAAUGCGGGCACUCAUCCAUGUUACGUAUACGUACCACCCCACAGGGUUACACUCAUGAUUGGGAAGUAUUUGUGAGGGGUGUUGAUAAUGCUGACAUACAUCAUUAUGUUGAGAAAGUGGUUUUUCAACUACAUGAAACAUUUUCAAAACCAAAGAGAGUAUUGAAGGAACCACCAUUCGAGAUAAAAGAAUCUGGUUAUGCUGGCUUCGAAAUUCCCAUUCAUAUCUACUUAAAAAACAAAGAUGAGGGAACCAAAAAGAUUGAACUUUUGUAUGAUCUUCAUUUACAAGGCAGUGGUCCAGCUAUUACAAAUGUGAUGCGGCACACUGAAAUAAUUAACACCUCCUCGGAUGAAUUUAAAAGGAAAUUGUUGAGGGGUGGUGGUGUUAUUGUGUCCAGUAUCGAAAAUUCAGCUGAGAAAAGUGAAAGCAAGACUCCAACUAUGGUCGGGAAACCAAAGUUAAGCGGCAGCGAGACCAAAAAACACAAGACUGUGGAGUCGAAGACAUCGAAUUCUUUCGCUGAACUGUUUGGAACACCCCUGAAACCGACGAAAGUCUCACAGGACACGAAAAAGUCGGUGCAGUCGGAAAAAUCGUCCGCUCCCAAACCCGUAGUUACCACGGAGAAGUCCGAGAAAGUAGACAAACCGUUGAAACUCAAAGAUAGCCCCCACAAAGACAGUAAGAAAGAGAAGAUAGACGAUAAAAAGGAGAAGAAAAUCAAAGACCAGUCCAAGGACAAGAAUCGAAGCAAGGAGAAAUCAAAAAGGCCUUCUAGUCCAAGCAAUAAAAGUCAUUCGAGUCCUUCUAACAAACGACCUCCGUCCCCAGUUUCUUUGAAAAGACCACCUAGUCCCACACCUCUUCCACCCGCGAAAAGACCAGUGUCCCCAAAAUCCAAGGAAAAGGAACCGAAGAAAGUAGUCUCCGAGAAAGAUAAGGAAAAGAGCAAGGAGAAAGAUAAAAAGAAGGACAGCUCGAAGAGAGAUUCUUCCAAGAACGAGAAGAAAAAGGAUAAAAAGAAGCACAAGGAAGACAGGGAUAAAGAACGAAAAGACAAACACAAAGAGGGUGAACGAUCGUCCGCCUCAAAAGAUGUUCUGAAAGUGACUGAAAAGAAGACCGACAAGCCGGAGAAGUCCGAGAAGCCUGAGAAAGAAAAGAGUCAAGAGUACAAAUCGACGAAAGACGGUAGGAAAUCGCCGAAGCCACCGAAGGAGCCUGAGAAACCAAAGGAUGAAAAGCUAUCGAAGAUCGAGAAAUCAGAGAAGCCCGAGAAGUCCGAUAAGCCAAAAGAUGGCAAGAGCGAGAAAGACAGGCAGAAGCACAAGCACAGGAAGAGGGAGAAGAAGGACAAGCGCGACAGUAGUAAAGAACGUGACAAGAAAGAGAAACGUGACAGGAUAAAGUCAUCAUCGGAAAAACAGAACAGUGUGCCUAAUGUGCCGGUUGCGAAUCCACUGUCAACACUUCUGUCCGAAUUACCCGAACGGGAUAGUAGUGAUUCCGCGCCGUCCGUGGACGAUGAUUCCUUCUCCGAACCGAAACUAGUGCCUGCCGUUAAAAAAGAGGUGGAGACCGUGACGGUGUCCACGCCACCCACAGAAAUGGCGAAGCCUCCUUCGCCUGGGAUACCGAUGGAAAUCAAGAAGGAGAAGGUCGAUCGUAUCAAGAGAGAGAAACCGAAAGGUAACAAGGGGGAGGAAAAGGAAAUCCGCAAGAGGAAACGAAGGAGCGAGAGCAAAGGGGACGACGAACACGUGGUGAAACGGGAGAAGGACAGCAGAGGUCAUUCCACGUCACCGCCAUUGGAGCCAGUGUCCUCGAGUCAGUCGCCAGUAGCGGUCGAUCAGGAGCAGGCGUUGCUCGUCAAGAAGGAAGAUCGAGGAUCCACAGAACCGGUGGUCGAGAAAGCAGAAGUCGAGGCGGAACAAGUGGCCCCAGACUCGACGAACAGCACCCUGGUCGAGUCGGACAUGGGAGAGCCGCCAGUGUUCUCGGAGGAUUAUGUGUCACAGUUGAAAGACUUGCAGCAAAAGAUAAUGACACUGCAGGACAACCAAGAGCUGCAGAGAGUUGUUCAGGUAAUCGCGGAGACCGGUCAGUACGAGAUCACGAAGAAGACGUUCGACUUCGACCUGUGCGCAUUGGAUCGUAGAACGGUGCAACGUCUGCAACAGUUCUUCGCGUCGUGA